Messenger RNA from Morchella sextelata, 777 nucleotides. RefSeq lists its product as uncharacterized. The record is from RefSeq and is a predicted model, not a curated record. The transcript is spliced from 5 exons. NCBI's taxonomy places the organism in Eukaryota, Fungi, Ascomycota, Pezizomycetes, Pezizales, Morchellaceae. Bases 1 to 777 code for a protein of 258 amino acids.
AUGUCAGUUCUUCGCGCGACACAAUUCGUUACUAAUCAUGACGUCGGUCCAUCAACUCGCUCCUUGACUACCAGGCCUCGGAAAGUCGUACAGCUUCGGGAUCUCCUGGUAGUCUAUCCGAUUGUUGUGUCCAUCGCCAAAAGUCUUAAUUUGAAAGAGCUGAUUUCUCUGACAUUGACCGACAAGAGUUGUUUCGCUUUCCUACGUGGUGGGGAUUGGGGUGAUGACUUGCGUCAUUGGAACAACCUGAAGUCAAAUUGCAAUGAGAUUUGUGAAUUUAACUCCACACACGAAUAUCUUCCUCCUGUAAAGGACAUUAAGGCGUGCCACAAAUGCAGGUACGGUGUCUGCAAUCACUGUGUGGGGCCAGUAGGACAUCUUGGGAACCCUCGCCGUCAGAUAUGCCCUAGCUGCGUUGAGAAACGCUUGGCUUCCCAUAGCAGAUAUAUGAACAAACCAGAACUCCCAAAUUGCUCGUGCGCAGGCGCCGAGCCAUGGCUGUGUCAAAUGUGUUGGAAAGAGAACUACUUUUCCACCUUUCAAGAAUCUGCGGGUACAUGCUGCGAUUGCGAUUGCAAGUUCGUUGUUGGGUCGAAAACCGAUUUCGUCUGCAAAUGGUGUAGAGGGAAGAUGUUGCACGUUCCCUCUCUCGAUCGUUGGACGUUGCUCCACAUUGUGGUACGGGGCGGGACAAAGCUCAAGUACAUGGUAAUAGCCCUUGGUAUUCCUGGCGCAAAAUUGAAACCUAACCACCCCUCGCCGGAAGAUCACCCCUGA